Molecule: messenger RNA, 1080 nt
Organism: Dictyostelium discoideum AX4
Lineage: Eukaryota; Evosea; Eumycetozoa; Dictyosteliales; Dictyosteliaceae
Exons: 3
Coding region: 1-1080 (359 amino acids)
Biological process (GO): monoatomic ion transport; transmembrane transport; monoatomic ion transmembrane transport
Cellular component (GO): membrane
Molecular function (GO): monoatomic ion channel activity
Source: RefSeq, a predicted model, not a curated record
AUGAGUGAUAGUAAUUUUAAGGAUCUUGAUAGUAGUGAUAUAAUAGGUAGUAAAUCAAAUCUAAACAUUAUUAGAAGUGGUAAUCGUUUAUCUCCAAGUGGUCUUUCACCAAAUAUGACUUCACUAAAUAGUAAUACUAGUAUAGGAAAUAAUAGCGGAAAUGCAAAUAAUUUAAUUAAUAUAAAUGGAAAUAAUAAUAUCAAUAAUGGUAAUCAAAAUACACCAAAUAGUAUACGAGUGAAUAAUAAUAAUAAUAAUAAUAAUAAUGGUAAUAAUAAUAAUAUUAAUAAUGGGGGCAAUAAUUCUUUGAACCCGAAUGAUAAAUUAAACAAUAAUAAUAAUAACAAUAAUAAUAUUAAUAACUCAUUUAGUAUAAGCGAUAAAAAUUUAGGAAAUAAUAAUAAUAAUAAUAAUAAUAAUGGCAACAUUAAUGGAAAUAAUAAUAAUUCUAUAUUAACUAAUAGUAUGGGUAGUGAAGGUAAUUUAUCGGAUCUCCCACCACUUUCUGCUAAUUAUGGACAUUCUACAAGUCAUUUCGAAUCAAAUUUUGAUAAUUAUAUGGUACAUGAUAGGCAAUGCUCUACAUAUGCUGAUAGAGUUUUAUUUUCAAAUAAAUAUUAUUAUUCAUAUAUUGUUAUGAUAUUAUUAAAUUUAAUUUUAAUUAUUUGGUUAAUUACAAAUUUAAUAAAAAAGAAUACAUCGGUACCAUCACAUUGGAUUUUUAUAGUACUAGAUAUUUUGGUUAAUGUUACAUUAUCAGUUGAAAUUAUAUUACAAAUUAUAUCACAAAAGAAAAAGUACUUUCAAACAUGGGCAAAUAGAUUCGAUCUUUUUGUUUUGGUAAUUUCUAUAUGCGGUUUAUUUUUAUAUUUUCAUUCAUCAAGCUCUGACAAUUAUGACUAUGAAGGUGUGGUCAUUAUUUUCUUAACUGCUAUUAGAUACUUUUUCCAAUUCCUAAGAUUAAUAGCUUUAAUUAAUAGACAAAAACUUAAAAAGAGUACAUUCAAUUCAAGAGUUGAUUUCACUGAACUAAGAGAAAAUGAUAUUGAUUUUGAAAUCGACUCUGCUGACGAUUUUUAA